AUGGGAAAUAAGAAGAAAGAUGAAUCUGGGAUACCGAUCGAAAAUGAAACUCCCAAAACUGUUCCGGCAGCGAGUUUGCCGAAACCCUUGACAUUACUCGAGAAGAAUUACUUAUUAGCAGUAGAAAGAGGAGAUUUAGCCAAUGUCAGACGAAUUUUACAGAAGGCGCAUCUCACGAAGAACAUCAAUGUGAAUUGUUUGGACAGCCUCGGUCGAGGGGCCCUCAUGCUGUCGAUCGAUUCGGAGAACCUAGAGAUGGUCGAGCUGCUGGUCAUCAUGGGCGUGGAGACUAAGGACGCGCUGCUCCAUGCGAUCAACGCCGAAUUCGUCGAAGCCGUCGAACUGCUCCUCGAACACGAGGAACUGAUAUAUAAGGAAGGCGAACCAUAUAGUUGGCAGACGGUAGAUCCUGAAACGGCAACUUUCACUCCCGACAUUACACCUCUAAUUUUAGCAGCUCAUAGGAAUAAUUAUGAAAUUAUCAAAAUACUAUUGGAUAGAGGCGCAACGCUACCAAUGCCACACGAUUUAAAAUGCGGUUGUGAUGAUUGUAUAAGAAAUCUAAGCGAGGAUUCAUUGCGAUUUUCGUUAGCCCGAUUAAAUGAAUAUAGAGCACUUGCCAGUCCAUCUUUAAUAGUACUCUCUUCUACAGAUCCUAUAUUAACGGCUUUUCAACUAUCCUGGGAAUUGAGAAACUUGGCAUUUUCCGAACAAGAGUGUAAAACUGAAUAUCUAGAAUUAAGAAGACAAUGUCAACAGUUUGCCGUCGAUCUGUUACAUCAGUCGAGAAGUUCCCAAGAAUUAGCAAUAAUAUUAAACCACGAUCCAAACGGUAAACCCUACGUCGAUGGUGAACAUAUGAAUCUAGCCCGGCUUGAACUCGCUAUAAAUUAUAAACAGAAAAGGUUCGUAGCUCAUCCGAAUAUUCAGCAACUACUUGCGGCGAUUUGGUACGAGGGCGUUCCUGGAUUUAAACGCAAGAGUGUUACCCAGAAAAUUUUUAUAAUCAGCAAAGUAGCGAUGCUUUUUCCAUUUUACUGCAUGCUCUACAUAGUAGCUCCAGACUGCCCUACUGGAAAAUUAAUGCGAAAACCGUUCAUGAAGUUUUUAAUACACGCCUCGUCAUAUCUAUUUUUCUUAUUUAUUCUAAUUUUGGUAUCUCAAAGAGCCGAAGUGAAAGUAAUAGAAUUUUUUGGAACGGAAUCGAUGAGAAAAGCUUUAGAAGAGAAAUUGCAAAAGCAACGUGGUAAUGGGCCAACGUUACUUGAAUAUUUGGUGAUAAUUUAUGUACUCGGAUUUAUAUGGGAAGAAACAAUCGAAAUAUAUCUAGUAGGCAUACGAUGUUAUUUAAGGAAUAUGUGGAAUUUCAUAGACUUCACCAGAAACUUGCUAUAUUGUGCAGUAGCAUUAUUACGUACGAUUGCUUAUGUUCAACAAAUACGAGAAAUCAAUAGAAAUCCUGAUACGAUCUAUAUACCGAGAGAGGAAUGGGACGAUUUUGACCCACAGUUGAUUGCUGAAGGUCUUUUCGCUGCUGCCAAUAUCUUCAGCGCCUUGAAACUAGUCCACUUAUUCUCAAUCAAUCCACAUUUGGGACCAUUGCAAAUUUCCUUAGGACGAAUGGUUAUUGACAUUAUAAAGUUUUUCUUUAUAUACAGCCUAGUGCUUUUUGCAUUUGCCUGUGGAUUGAAUCAAUUACUUUGGUACUUUGCUGAUUUGGAAAGGAGCAAAUGCUACAUACUGCCGGGUGGCCUACCGGAUUGGGCAAAUCAUGCUGACGCUUGUAUGAAAUGGCGAAGUUUUGGCAAUUUGUUCGAGUCAACACAAUCUUUAUUUUGGGCUAGCUUCGGCAUGAUAGGUCUCGAAAAUUUUGAAUUGAGUGGCAUUAAGUCGUACACGAGAUUCUGGGGCUUGCUUAUGUUUGGUUCAUACAGCGUGAUAAAUGUUAUAGUGCUCUUGAAUCUUUUAAUAGCUAUGAUGUCGAAUUCUUAUGCUAUGAUUGAUGAACAUUCUGAUACAGAAUGGAAAUUUGCUAGGACGAGACUAUGGAUGAGUUAUUUUGAGGAAAGUGCUACUCUUCCGCCACCUUUUAAUAUAUUUCCUACGCCGAAGCUGUUUUGCAAACUGAUUGGAGUUCGUAAGCACAGCCACUUUAAGCGAAUGUCUACCAAGAGUCGUAAGAACGAAGAGAGAGAGCGCGACCAUCGAUACACGACCGUGAUGCGUUCGUUGGUCUGGCGCUACGUUUCCGCGAUGCACAGGAAGUGCGAGGAGUGUCCGGUCACCGAGGACGACGUCAACGAAAUCAAGAGCGACAUAUCGACGAUGCGCUACGAAAUUCUCGAAGUUUUCGAAAGGAAUGGCAUGGACGUGUCGUCGGCCGAGAAAAAAGAGAAAGCCGUACUAGGUAAAAAAAUGAAAAUCUGGGAACGACGUCUCAUGAAAGACUUCCAAGUAGUUCCAGUGACGACAGACGAAGAAACAAACAUUCUUUUGAUACCACCAGAAAAUGAGACUUCGAUAGCUAAGUUCCGUCGAGUUGCCAAAAUGGUCGUUGAUAACUCUAAUGUUCAAGUCGACAAGUGGAAUAGCGUAGUUAAAGAAGCUUGCCAAAACUCGCAAAUAGGGCGGUGUCAUAAUCGCCAAUCGUUCAGAAAACAACAACAAUUAAAAGAAGCAAUGGAGGCUGCUAAGAAACAAGUAUUUUCUGCUCCUCUCCAGGAUAUUUUAAAGUCGCCGGCAGUUGCCGACAAUAUUAGAUCUUUACAACAACUACUUGAAGGUGAUGGAGAAAAAUCUCCAACGAUUGCUUGCUCAAUCAAUCAGAAAACCGACCAAGUCACACUAGUAAAAGAACCUGUAGAAACAAGUGGAUCACAGCCAUGUUUGGAGCAACCAGAUAAUACCAAGAAAACUGAAAAUGGAACUGAACAGCAUGCUGUAUCAAUAUCUAUCUUAGAAGAUCAGCCAAAUGUACCUGUAGGCACAACGGUUUCAAUAAUUAAUGUUAAAUCUUCGCAAGAUAUCAACAAAUUCACAAACAUUAAACAAAUACCAGAACCUGAUAAUGUUCAAAAACCUAGUAAAUCUGCAUCAGGACAUAAAGUUGAAGAUAUACAAAUAGCUAAAUCUAAACCAAAGCCUGGCUGGAUUUAAUA
Molecule: messenger RNA, 3158 nt
Organism: Ctenocephalides felis (cat flea)
Lineage: Eukaryota; Metazoa; Arthropoda; Insecta; Siphonaptera; Pulicidae
Product: transient-receptor-potential-like protein
Exons: 17
Coding region: 1-3156 (1051 amino acids)
Biological process (GO): calcium ion transmembrane transport; manganese ion transport; regulation of cytosolic calcium ion concentration
Cellular component (GO): cation channel complex; membrane
Molecular function (GO): store-operated calcium channel activity; protein binding; inositol 1,4,5 trisphosphate binding
Source: RefSeq, a predicted model, not a curated record